Messenger RNA from Megalobrama amblycephala (Wuchang bream), 3073 nucleotides. RefSeq names its product telomere repeat binding bouquet formation protein 1 (gene terb1). Bases 229 to 2712 code for a protein of 827 amino acids. Gene Ontology annotation, biological process: homologous chromosome pairing at meiosis; meiotic attachment of telomere to nuclear envelope. The record is from RefSeq and is a predicted model, not a curated record. Lineage: Eukaryota; Metazoa; Chordata; Actinopteri; Cypriniformes; Xenocyprididae. The transcript has 22 exons.
CGUGAUUCAAAAGAGCGGCACGUUAUGGAGCGGGAAUAUGAAGAUCUUCCGUUGAAAUGUUGUUAAUUAAUCAGGAAAAUUAAUGCAAGAACUGAAGGAUUUAGACGAUUCUGGCCUCAUCAACAUUAUUAAAUAAUUUCUUUUGUAUACUUUAGGAUCGUAGUCCGUGGAUAUGAUGAAAUAGUGACCUGGCACGUUGGUGGAAAGGAUGGUUUAAUAAGAUGAAAAAUGGAAGCUACCAAGACAGAUUUGCGUAUUUUACUGGAAUGUCUGAAAUACCAGAUGAAAUGGCCUGGCUCACAGAAACAAGCCCUUCUCACUAUCAUCUCAAUCUGCAAACAAAGUGGUCAGUAUGUGGAGUUCUUCAGAGAGAUUGGAGGAAUUUCCUUCAUCUAUAACCUGUCAAAGUCCAGCACUUUCUCUCAGGUUAAAGAGACCGCUCUAUUUACACUUGCAUCCUUAGCUGAAUUGCAUGAGAGCUGUAAACAGACACUGUGCAAAGAGGAGACGUUUCGUGACUUAGCGCAGCAUCUGGAACAGAAAAUGCCACUUACGGAGAAAAGAGUAGCGGUGUACAUGCUGUCUGUAUUGGUUGCCAACAACAGAUGUGGACAGACUCUUGCUAAGACCUCCAGGUGUAUCGAAACCUUGCUCAAUUUGUUCAGGCAAAGUUUUCCGGAUUCUAAUGACUCUUAUGAGCAGCUGCAGUUGUGGGCCACUGUGUCUAGUGCUCUCUGUGGCUCUGUCAACAACCCUCAGAAUGAGGAGAAUCAGAACGUAUGUAUGCGUGUGUUUCCCCUGGUGAAGACCUGGCUGCAGGAAGUGGCUUUGCCCAGGGCAGAGCUGGCACAGCCAAUAUGCUCAUUUAUUGGCAUGACUGUGGCAAACAACCCUUGUGCUCAGGAGUAUUUUGUGUCAGUGGGAGGCCUGAAUUCACUCUCAGACACUCUUACUAGAGUUUUGUCUCAGUCGGCACACAGUCCUGCUGCUUGUAAGAUGGCUACGGUAAUCACUAAAACACUGUCUGCCUGCAUCUCCAACAACGAGCAGUUGGUAUCUUCUUUAUCAGAGUUGAGGGUUAUUCCAGGGCUGUUGUGUCUGUUGUCAAGCCCAAACCUCGACCAACAAGACAAACUCGCAGUGGUGCUGACAAUUGGACACCUCACGGAUGCCUGUGUAGAGCAUCAGUCUCAGUUGUUGUCGGCUGGAGGUUUGCCAGUUAUGAUUUCUCUGCUCACUGAGGCCAGUGAUGAAGAGAUCAGAAAGGCAGCUGUGUUCGUUCUGCACACCUGCAAAAGAAUCACUGAAUCAUUAGGCGCAGGCAUGUCUAGUAUGGAUCUACAGGAUUGUGACUUAGAGAGACACCGGCAGUCAGCUGGAGAAAUCCUCCAGAGAAUACAGCAUCUAGAGAAAAAGAUGGGUGUGAAACUGUGGGAAAGAGACAUUGAAAGCCAGCAGCGCAGCAUGCAGAGGUCGGCCUCAUCUGUGGAAUGUAAUGAGGCAAUGUGGGAGUGUUCUGUGAUGCGAAAGGUCAAAGGUCAUCAUCGAGUAUGUGAGGAGUUACACAUAACUCCUGCAGGAACUCUAGAACAUCCAAUCACAAAUGAAAUACCGUACAACCAAGAGAGCUUGCAGUGUGUCAGCUCUGACGAGUGUUUGAGUCCUGCCCAAGUCACUCACUUCAAACGCUCUAGCUGGGAAAAGGGCAAAGAAAGAGAGCAUGAACAAAUGAGAGAGAAUGAGAGGAGUGACAACCAGGAAAGAAGGAGAGAGAGAGAGAUUAAAAAGAGAGACAUGGAGAUUAAAUCUGAAAGAGUGGCGAAGAGAUUAAAGAUGAUGAAUCUAGACUCAGACGUUAAUGGCAACAAACAUCUCCAGCACUGCAGCACGCCAGCAAGGCGCAGCAGAGAUACACAGCGCCCAGAUAUUUUCAGACAUCCUGAUCCCAUGAAGAGAAACCAGUGCACACGCACUCUCUUAGAUGAUGAGAUGUCUCUGUGCUCUGAGCUGUUAGACAGAGAAAUUCUGAAGCCGCCCUCUCCCAAUAAACCCAGGAAUCUACGCUGUGCAGGUUGUGUGAAACAUAUGAAUGAGAUGGACAGUCGUUCAUUUGGCGUCGUGUUGCGUAACUGCAGGUUUCAGUGUGACUUUCACCAGGUGCUACAAGAGGCUGAGGAUCGAUUCAAAAGCAGCCAGCAGUUAGAGAAGUCUAGUCACACUUUAACACGCGCUCACAUCAACACACACGGCAAAAACAGAGAGCACAGCACAUGCGCUGAUGAGGAUAAUAAGAGGAGCAAGAUGGAAAAACACAGACUGAGUCACCAACCAUCAGACGGAUGUUUUAGGCUCACACCUCUGAGAAGGCCGUGUGAAACAUACAGUUUUAGACUCACACCACUGAGAAGGCCGUGUGAAACAUACGGCCCAGACAUGGAAGAGAACAUGGAUCACAGACAUCUGAAGAGAACCUCAGAAUGCUGGCACCCAAAAAAUACUUCAUGCAGUCACAGAGAGAGGCGGAACUGGUCUGCUGAUGAGUUGUGCUACCUCAAAAUGGGUAUGAAAAGGUUUGGUAGGGCCUGGAACUCCAUCCUCUGGACGUAUCCCUUCCAGCCCGGACGCACCAACGUAGAUCUGGCCAAGAAGUACCGACACAUGCAGAAAACCAAAGCACAAGGUGUGGAUCUGUCUCAUGCAGGAGAUGUAUAAAAACAUCAUCGGAUAAACUCAAAAUGGACAUUUUCUGCUGUCAAAUCUAUAAGGAUUUUUCAUCUUUUAUGUUAUGUCUUAUUUGAAUAGAGUAAUGUAUUGGAUGUUUUUGUUUUUGGAUUGUAUAGAUUUUCCCUUAUUUUGCAAUAUAACAAGGUGAUGUGUUAGAAAACAACAUUGUUUGCACUAAAGAGAAAUGGAAAAAGAAUAGAUUAUUUUGUUUCUUAUAAAGUUAUAUUUUCCCUUCAGUUUAUUUGAAAAAUAAUUGAUAUGGUUAACAGUUACCUGUUUAUUUGUUUUCGGUCAAAUGCACUUGAUUUGCAUGUGAGUCAUAUAUUUGUAUAAAGUUUACAUUGUGCAA